CAAAAGCCAGAAAAAAAGUAGUAAGGUGUUCAUUAUGUUAAAAAGACUUACUUCAACCAUUAUACAGUCUCGCGGCAUAAAACACACAGUGAAAAUAAAAUGGGUGAGACCGGAAUACGUACCUGCGUACAAAGCAGAGAAAUCUGGGGAUUUAGAGGCUGUUCCUCCAAUUCCACAAACUGCAAUAGGACAGUACUAUGCUCUAAGUGAUGAAAUAAAAGAUGCCUCUGACACCGUAAAAAAACUCUUUUCCGUGGCACAUCUGGGAGCAAAAGAGUAUAAUGCAUUGGUAAAAGAACAGCUUAUUAACAGGGUCAGACGGCAUAAGUAUGAUGAGAACACUGCUGAAACUAGAAUUGCAAGACUCACAGGCCACAUCAGAUGUUUACAGCAAACCAUGGAGAAGUUUCCAAGGGAAAUGAAAGCUAAGAAAACAGUCCAGGAGUUAAUAGACAAGAGAAAGAAGUUGUUAAAAUUUCUACGCCAAUACGACUACAAGAAGUUUGAGUGGCUCAUUGAUCAACUGAAUAUUGAGUACAAGGGUCAUCCUGAAACCUAUCAUAAACUAUCUCGGAAAGAAUCACUCCGCAAGCUAACAGAAAUGCAUUGUGAUGAUAUCCGUAAUAACAAAAUAACAGAUUACCGCAACCUUCUAGAAAGUCAGCAAGGACCAUUUUUGAUGGAAAAACUCAACGCUUUAAAGUUCAUAAAGAGUGAACAAAUGGAGUUACAACUACCAGUUACAGUUACUGACCAAGAUAUUAAAAAAGUGGAAUGUAUGUAUGAAGAAUGGAAAAUAAAGGAUGAUAUCAAACAACAAGCGAAGAAAAAGAAGAAAAACCUCAUUGUUGAAGUUGAAUGAU
Messenger RNA from Hyposmocoma kahamanoa, 863 nucleotides. RefSeq names its product 28S ribosomal protein S15, mitochondrial (gene bonsai). Lineage: Eukaryota; Metazoa; Arthropoda; Insecta; Lepidoptera; Cosmopterigidae. The coding region runs from base 35 to 862 and encodes 275 amino acids. The transcript is spliced from 6 exons. The record is from RefSeq and is a predicted model, not a curated record. Gene Ontology annotation, biological process: translation. Gene Ontology annotation, cellular component: ribosome. Gene Ontology annotation, molecular function: structural constituent of ribosome.